GCACGGAACUGUUUCACCUGGACCAAGAUUCACACCCAGGACCGGGACCGGGACCUGCAGGAUCCGUGUUUGGGCUGCGGGCUCCCGUCAUGCUGGGCGCGGUGAAGAUGGAAGGACACGAGGCUCCGGACUGGAGCGGAUUCUACAGCGAGGAGGUAUACUCUCCAAUGGCAGGUGGUGGAAUGGGUUCUGGCCUCGGAAUGGGCUCCAUGUCGGGCUACAUGUCCAGCAGUGGAACCACAUCGGGCUCCUUCAACAUGUCGUACAGCGGGACUGGUUUGAGUCCUGCCCCAGUGGCAGGGAUGGGCGGUUCGGCUCCUGCAGCCAUGUCGGGUCUGGGGGGGGGAGUGGGCUCGAUGAGUGGAACCCUGAGCCCAUCCAGUAUGAGCUCACAGCAAGCCUCAAUGGGCCUAAAUCCAUACGGGGCCAUGAGUCCCACAAUGACCAAUGGCAUGGCGUAUAGCAGUAGUGGACUGAACCGUGGUCGCGACAAUAAGGCCUUCAGACGGAGCUACCCACAUGCCAAACCACCCUACUCAUACAUCUCACUCAUCACUAUGGCCAUCCAGCAGGCACCCAGUAAGAUGCUGACUCUGAGUGAGAUCUACCAGUGGAUCAUGGACCUGUUCCCAUACUACCGUCAGAACCAACAGCGAUGGCAGAACUCCAUCCGGCACUCACUGUCCUUCAAUGACUGCUUCGUUAAGGUGUCACGCUCACCGGACAAACCAGGGAAGGGCUCGUAUUGGACCCUCCACCCAGACUCUGGGAACAUGUUCGAGAAUGGCUGCUACCUUCGCCGCCAGAAGAGGUUCAAGUGCGAGAAGAAGAUAUCUGCAAAAUCAGAUGGGCGGAAAGAGCUGGGGGGGUCAGGUGGUGUUAUAGAACAAGCCUCUCCUGCAGGGGACUCCAUUAAACCUCCUGGACUCCUGGACUCCUCCCUGCCCUCCUCCAGCCAGGUGACUUCGCCUCCAGGUCUGGACAUGCGGGGUGGCAUCAGCGGAGCAGACAUAAAGGUGUCUGGCUCUCAGCUCCUUUCCUCCCUGUCAUUGCCCCCUCACUCCAUGACCAAUGAGUCCCAGCUGCACCUCAAAGGAGACCCCCACUACUCAUUCAACCACCCAUUCUCCAUCAACAACUUAAUGUCAUCCUCAGAGCAGCAACACAAACUGGAUCUGAAAGCCUAUGAGGCGCUGCAGUACUCCUCCUACAGUGCUGGGGGGGCGUCUGGCCUCGGGGGGAGGACCAUGGAACCUCUGGAGGCUUCUUACUACCAGGGGGUCUAUCCCAGACCGCUCCUCAACACUUCAUAGUAUCUGCUGCACCUGCUGAUUUGACUCUCUGCAUGCAGCCAUCCUGGACUUCCUGUCUGACUGCGAUGAUGCUGAACUCGGUCCACUCUGCUGAUGCUGGUUGGCUGAUUUUUGAACUACUGCACUGUGACUAUGCCAGGACACGGACAUGUUAACUGUCACCUGAUUAAACUGAUACCUGGUCUGUUUUCUCCUUUUACACACUGAGUCACAAACUGCUGAAGGUUCAGGAUACUAACAAAAGCUGAUUUACUUUAAACCUCCAGCACAUUAUCCUCCGGUCCGACCCAGAUCCUCAGUUCAUGCAAUUCAGGAGCUUUGUUCAUGUCUGUUGAUUCUGCAGUUCAUAAUCACAACCAGACCCUCUAUUGGUCACAAGGCUCAAGAGAUAUUACCUAUGAUCAAAAAGAUUUCAGUGACACAAAUUGCGUAAAUUUUUUUAUCAGGUACUUUUUGUGACACACAGGAUAGUUUUUAGGUGAAUCACUCAAAGAAGGGUUGGCGUUAACUGGAAUGCUAACCUCAGGAAACACUGCCAUUAGGAUUAGAGUAAACCAAGGCCUCAUCCACUUUGUGGGAACCGACACCGACUUUGAUCCAGUUUGUUUUUUUGUCCUGUCGAAGGUUUUAUUCAGAAGGUUUGGGUUUUGCGCCUUGGCGAGCAAAAGAUCAGAGGUUGCUUGGUGAUGGCAAUGACAUGGUUGCCAUGUUGACACUGAUGAAGCUGCAGAUGUUUACAGAAACAAAUCUGGAUUAUAAAGAUGCUAACUGAUGUAUUUAAUCAGAUAUGAGGAGGACUUAUUUCUCCCACGACCUUGUCUGCUACUCGGCUGACCUCCUGGCGGGUUGCGACCUUUGGAGUGAGAAACCUCAGCACAGAUAAAAAAGCUUUUCAUUUAAAGGGUCAUUUCACCCAAACGAUUCAAACACAGAUUCGCCUGCCUCUCUGAAUGUUGUCGUCUGUUACCGGGCAGAUUUAUUCAAGUGUUUGAUCUUUUCUGGUUUCAGUCUGCUUCUACCAGAUUAGAGAAAAAUUGUUUGGGCUUUUUGGAUGAAACAAAACUUUUAUUAUAGUCAAAUCAACAUUUAUUAAUUAAAUGUCAAAGAAUUAAAUACAAAUUAGGAAUUAAUUCAGGUGUGCAGUGAAAACACAAUGUAAGAUCAGCUUCAUAAGGUGAAUCAAUCACUAAUCAUUUAUCAAUUUUAGUUAUUGAUAAAUGUUGGUUAGUUAAUUA
Messenger RNA from Paralichthys olivaceus (Japanese flounder), 2548 nucleotides. RefSeq names its product forkhead box A1 (gene foxa1). Gene Ontology annotation, molecular function: RNA polymerase II cis-regulatory region sequence-specific DNA binding; protein domain specific binding; DNA-binding transcription factor activity, RNA polymerase II-specific. The record is from RefSeq and is a predicted model, not a curated record. Gene Ontology annotation, biological process: anatomical structure morphogenesis; cell differentiation; regulation of transcription by RNA polymerase II. NCBI's taxonomy places the organism in Eukaryota, Metazoa, Chordata, Actinopteri, Pleuronectiformes, Paralichthyidae.